AGUCGCUCUCCAAGGGGUCUCUGCCUCGGUGCGUAAAGUUGGGAAGGAGAGUUCUCCGGACGCACGCACGGCGCAGCAGCGCGCAUUAUUAUCCGCACAGGCUCCACGUGCGUCACCUCUGCGGGACACUUGACAAGGAUUUCGGGUGUUUUGAUCCCUCAUCCCCGCGCGGGUCGCUGACAGAUGAGAACGGUGUCGCUCUGCGGAUGUUAAGGGGUUUUCACUCGAGCGGAUGAUCUGUCCCGGAGCGCACAGGGGGGACAUGGGUCAACUUUAUGGUGCGACUCUUUUACCGUUUGGCAUUUUCUGUGCUGUUCUGCUGUGGGAAUCUAGUGCCAGCUCCAUCAGGACGACGCUUGCUGUGGACACCUCCAAGACAGAGUGUCCAGAAAACAGAAUCCUGACGGUGGAGUAUCCCUGUGUCAGAUCUGGGGGGAAGAACAGCACUUGUUUCAGGAGGAAAUGCUGUGAAGGAUUCAGGUUUGUGAUGGGCCAGUGCAUACCUGAAAGUGUUGACGUCUGCGCCGCGUCGCCCUGCGAGCAGCAGUGCACCGAUAACUUUGGACGGGUGGUCUGCACGUGUUACCCCGGAUACCGCUUCGACAGGGACCGACACCGCAGCCACAAGUCCCCCUACUGCCUGGACAUCGAUGAGUGUGAGGCGUCGGGCGGCAGCCUUUGUGAUCACGAGUGUGUGAACACGGCGGGCAGCUUCACGUGUCGCUGCCACAGCGGUUACAUCCUGGCUCCGGACCAGCGCUCCUGCAUCUCCGUUCACAACCUGAGUUCUUCGGGGAAGUCGGACACCCUGAUGAGUGCUGGAACCUGCUCCUUCACCUGUCAGGACUUCACGAACAUGAAACACAGUCUGCUGCAGCUGAAACUACGGCUGGGAGACACACAGUCGUCCAACCAGGUCCCUGACCUGGAUAACAGCAGCGAUAAGCCGUCUCUGGGCCGGGCAGGAAAAAGUCCUGAUAACUCUUGUCUCUCGGGUUUGCCCGGCCCUCCGGGAGCUCCUGGGGUGGCAGGACAACCUGGGAAGAAGGGGGAGUCCGGGGAGGCGGGUCCUCCUGGUCCUCGGGGUCCACGGGGAGACAUGGGACCCAUGGGCCCAGAGCCGGACCUGAAACACAUAAAGAGAGGCCGCAGGGGGCCCGUGGGACCACCAGGGGCUCCAGGAAGAGACGGACUAAAGGGUGACAGAGGAGCUUCAGGUCCCAGAGGUCCACCUGGACCGCCCGGCUCCUUCGACUUCCUUCUCCUAAUGAUGGCUGACAUCCGCAACGACAUCAUCGAGCUGCAGGAGAAGGUGUUCGGGGAGCGGCGGGGCAUCUCCCUGGACAGCCCUCCUCACUCCAGCGGGGAGGCAGACUUUGUGGAGUGGGGCUCCGGACAAGGAGAUCUCAUGCUGAACACCUGAGCGCCCUGACGUCCCGCUUGAGCGCACAGCCGCUCCAACGCCACCAAGCACACGCCGAACCCUCGUUCUGUUGAUAACUGGAAAAGCGUCAACAUGUAUAUAACGUCUUGGACGAGCUGGAUUACGGGCAUUGAUUGAACUCUCAACGACGCCGCGGAGAAAUCCAAGAAUUUACAGAAUCAGACGCUGCUAAAGCUCGGCGAGCGCCGCGCCUCCGCCUCUCACGUGUCGUGGAAGUUGGGCGAGGGAUGUGCGUGCAGGAGAGAUGCCAGCAUGAGCCUUUUCGUCUGAGUCUCUGAGCUGCGCCUCUUAGCUGAGCCACUUCAAACGUUGAACUUUAUCGUCUGCAUCUCUUCCUGUUCCUGAGUCUGUCCGUGGAGGCUCUGCUGUGCCGCUGGCCCCGUGGCUGCAGGGCGCCGGCGUAAAGACCCACGGCCCGCACCGAUAGCCCGGCCUGAACCUGACGCACUGAAAACCACGGCUACUGCCCUCAACUACCCUCAGAGGCAGCUGCAGCCUAGAGCUGAGUACGGCAUUGUUGGAAUUGUACAAAUAAAUAAU
Salarias fasciatus (jewelled blenny) is the source of this 1984-nucleotide messenger RNA. RefSeq names its product collagen and calcium-binding EGF domain-containing protein 1-like. Gene Ontology annotation, molecular function: calcium ion binding. The record is from RefSeq and is a predicted model, not a curated record. The transcript is spliced from 11 exons. The coding region runs from base 233 to 1423 and encodes 396 amino acids. Lineage: Eukaryota; Metazoa; Chordata; Actinopteri; Blenniiformes; Blenniidae.